Salvelinus namaycush (lake trout) is the source of this 2454-nucleotide messenger RNA. RefSeq names its product E3 SUMO-protein ligase CBX4-like. The transcript is spliced from 5 exons. The coding region runs from base 163 to 1809 and encodes 548 amino acids. The record is from RefSeq and is a predicted model, not a curated record. Lineage: Eukaryota; Metazoa; Chordata; Actinopteri; Salmoniformes; Salmonidae. Gene Ontology annotation, biological process: negative regulation of DNA-templated transcription.
CGCUGCCAACGAAUUCCGACUAGAGUGAGAGGGAAAGAGAGGGAAGAUCGGAGUGAAGGGAAAUCUCCCGUAUCAAUUUGAACGACGGAAAAACAGCACAAAAGCGGGCAGGGUGACAUUUUCUAAAGCCUUUGGAAGAGAAACCUUCCCCUUGCAUUGAAAAUGGAGCUACCCGCCGCGGGAGAGCACGUCUUUGCGGUGGAAAGCAUCGAGAAGAAGCGUAAUCGAAAGGGGAGGAUGGAAUACCUAGUCAAGUGGCGAGGAUGGUCUCCAAAAUAUAACACAUGGGAACCAGAAGAAAACAUUCUCGACCCGCGACUGCUUGACGCUUUCCAGAACAGGGAGAGAUACGAGCAGCUUAUGGGAUAUCGCAAAAGAGGGCCAAAGCCAAAGCACCUGAUCGGCCAGGUCCCGUCCUUUGCCCGGAGAUCCAGCGUUCUCUCAGGCCUUCAGGAGACCACCCUGGACGAGGACAACCGGCAGAAAGUGGACCCCAUCCAGACACUGCGCUCGCAGACCCAGCAGUACCAGUUGAACAGCAAGAAGCACCACCAGUACCAGCCCCUGCUGGCCAAGGAGAGGGAGGCCGAGCAGCAGGCCAACGGAAAGAAGAAGCUCUACUACCAGCUCAACAGCAAGAAACAUCACCACUACCAGCCUGACCCCAAGAUGUAUGACAGCACCCAGUGCAUGAAGCCCAGGGAGGCCACCAAAGCUCCAGAACUGCCCACCAACCACAGCUGGAACCUGCCUCCUGCGCUGCAGCAGAAGUGGGUCCGGGACAAGGACUCUGGCUGCCUGAGCAAAGUCAAGGAUAUCACCAUGGAGCUAAAGAAGCUUCCGGCUCACCUCAACGACCACAGUGGCGAAUCGGAGCAGAGCAAGGCCACGGCCAAAGAGGACGCACCGCUGUUGAAGGCCAACGAUGUCAGCGACAGCAAGCUGAAGAUUGUCAAGAACAAAAACAAGAAUGGACGCAUCGUCAUUGUCAUGAGCAAGUACAUGGAGAACGGCAUGCAGGCGGCAAGGAUUAAAAACGGAGAUGUGGAAACCCUUGACGAACCGCAGCCGGACAAUGAUGAUGAUGCUGCAGAAAAUCAACUUGAAAAGAUGAGGCUCGUCCAGAAACUGGGUCUCACCAACGGAUUCGCGAAAGACUGCAACAAAGACGUUAAGUUACACGUCCUCAACUCAGGAUCUAACAGAUCUAACGUAUUUAAGUGUCCUGCUGAGAAGUUCGACUCACCCAAAAUGGAGCUUAGUGCGACAGAGCAGCCCCUGAGGCUGACCACCAAACCUAACCUUGCCCCUUGGCCCUUUGAGAUGGGAGUUCAUAGAAGGACCCAGCCAGUAAACGGCUCCUCUCCAGCCCUGAAACGUCACCUUUCAGAGGAAGACAAGGGCGAGGACCGGGGUGGCUGUAAACGGUUUCUAAACUCCCGGAGUAUCAGUGCACCCUGCACUGUGUCCUCACCGCCUCAGAGCAACUCCAUGGACCAAAAUGGCCACCAUAGCCACAAUGGCCACCAGGACUAUGACUUCCUGGAGUCUAACCAGGACGAGCCCAUGGACCUCAGCUGUGUGAGGUCCAGAGGGGAGGCUCCAGUUCCCACAGAGACACAGGUGGCUCCUUCUGCUGAGGAGGAGAAGACUGCAGAACAGACAAAACCGCCAUUGGCUAUCACAACAGAACAUACUGUGGAGGAGGAGCCUUUUGCUUCAUUCAAGCCUUUCCUUGGGAAUAUAGUCAUCACGGAUAUUACAACAAACUGUCUCACGGUGACAUUUAAGGAAUACGUUACAGUGUAACGAAGCUGAAAAAGACGAUCUGAGGACGAGGGACUAAUAGCAAAUGUGUGAAUAUGUACAAAUGUGUGUUGGAACAUAUUGGUAUUUUCAGAUGUUUGAAUGUAAAUAAGAGCCCUUACAGUUUGCAUUUAGUGGGGUUGAGAUUCAUUUUGUUUCGGCUUCCUAACCCUUCUAUAAUUUGUAUGUACGUAGCUUUGGCUAUCAUUCUCUAAAUGAGCCCCCGAGUUCUUGUCAUACUUGAUGAUGUAAGCUUCUAAUUGAGUUACAAACUACUUUAGUAUAUGCUAUUUGACAAAUGGUAUCAGGGCUCAGUGAAAAAGCACUUACUCUUGUAAAUAAUUAUUUACUUUUUAUAGAGGCUUUAUAUCCGUUUUGCUUUACAGUCUUUGUUUAAGGUCUAUAUAUUGAGAAAGAAAAAGUCUAUAUAUUGAUUAUUGGUAAAUGACACCCUCUUUUGGUUUAUUUGCCUGUGUGUGGUGUUUGUGCACGCAAGUGAAUACGUGUGUGUGUCUGUGCGUACAUGUGUAGCGAGGUUGCAAAAUGAUGGGCCGUGUGUGCGCAUGUGCACUACUAGUCAAAAUUUGGACACAACUACUCAUUCAAGGGUUUUUCUUUAUUUUUACUAUUUUCUACAUUGUGGAGUAA